UCGAAACUCAGCUGUUAAAACCGCUGCCUCUGCUCUUUGGAAUCCCCUCUCGAGACUCGCCCAGCGUCCCAGCCUGCAUCCCUCCCGCAGCGCGGCGGCCCCGGACCAGGACCGCGGGCUCUGAACCAUGUACACCCGCAGUAAAGUGGUGGGCUCCAGGCUCGGCGCCACCCCUGCCUCCCAGGACCCCAGUGGCGGGCGCGGGGAGCUGGGUCCCUUGCAAAGCCAGAGACAGGGUGUGGAGGCGGCCCCUGGGGCCCCUUCGCGGGAGAGCCUGGGCCACGCGGGCCAGGGGAGCACAGGUGCAUAUACCAUGAUUGCACCAAAUGAAAGCCGGAGACAUCAGAUACAGAGGAUUGCUGCACAAGAACUGUCCAACCUGGAGAAGUGGAAGGAGCAGAAUAGAGCUAAACCAGUGUAUAUGGUACCAACACUGCUGGGGGGAAGCCAGUCGGAGACUGAAGUCAGGCAGAAACAACAACUCCAACUGAAGCAAAAUAAAUAUCAGCAAAAGCUAAAAAGACAGGAAUCUGUAAGAAUCAGGAAGGAAGCUGAAGAAGCUGAGCUCCAAAAAAUGAAGGCAAUUCAAAGAGAGAAGAGCAAUAAGCUAGAGGAGAAAAAGCAAGUUCAAGAAAAACUCAGUAGAGAAGCAUUCAGAGAGCAUCACCAAUACACAACUGCUGCAUUCUUGAGCAAACUGGAUGCAGAGUUGCCAAACAGAAGUGCCUAUCAAACUGCUCCUCGUGACCUGCAGUUCUCUACACAGAAACUUCCUGCCCUGUCUACAGAUUACAGCUGGGCUGGUAACCGAACUUAUAAAGAUUCUCUAAGAGAGAAGGAAAACCAACGAUUGCAAAAGAUGAAAGAUGAACAACAGCAGAAGAGAGAUGUGUCGGUGCUUCCUGCUAUGCAGCACAAGAGUGGGAGGGGACAGAGCCCACCACCAGGCUGCUCUCAAUACAGAUCUCCAGUUGGUCACCCCAGCAUUCGCUCUGAGAGCUCCUUCAGAAGCACUGCCAACCCAGCUCCAGUUGAUCCUACGCAUGUGCUUUCCCAGAAUAAAUUACUGGAAACUAAACGACAGCAGCAAGAAGAGGAAAGAGCCAGAAUCCUUCAAGCCGAGCACAGGAGGGUAAAUAAUGCUUUUCUGGACCGACUCCAAGGCAAAAGUCAACCAGGUGGCCUCGGGCAGUCUGGAGGCUAUUGGAAUACGAAUUGUGGCAAUAGCUGGGAUAUAUGAGAAAUACUUAUUUCCAUCUGGCUGUCGUCAACUGACCUUGAAAAACCCCCACUACUUCUUCAUGUAGUUUUGCUCAGCCUCACUAUUUUUUACCUUAACUUCAACUGCCGAUGUACUCAACAGAGUGGUUAGGGAUGGCCGAUUUCUCCAGUCAUUAGUUAUGCAUGUUUGCAGGAGCUGAUUACUGAACUCAUAUUUUAUCUCUACUGCCAGCAAAAUGUUACUUUAUUUUUCUAAUUGGUUUUGCCUCUUAUUAGAAGAAUAAUUAGAGCAAUGUUAGUAAGACAGAAAAAGAGGGAAUCACUUUUUUCAUGUUAGCAAGAGCUAUGGGUGCUUCAGGCUUGUGUCUCUGUAACUAAUUCUUAACUAAAUUACAGGUUUGGGGAAGCUUUGGGGUCUUUUAAGAUCUUAACCAAUUCAGUUUCUUAAUCUAGAAUACCAAUAUGAACGAAGGAAACAAUGUUUUGUAUUCUCUUAACAAAUUUAUUAAUAAAGCUCUAUUUCUAUAUCA
Marmota monax (woodchuck) is the source of this 1751-nucleotide messenger RNA. It is a transcript of the gene Epsti1, whose product is annotated as epithelial stromal interaction 1. NCBI's taxonomy places the organism in Eukaryota, Metazoa, Chordata, Mammalia, Rodentia, Sciuridae. The coding region runs from base 128 to 1240 and encodes 370 amino acids. The transcript has 13 exons. The record is from RefSeq and is a predicted model, not a curated record.